AUGUCGCACCUUCAAAACCAGCUCAAGAACUUCAGCGCCGGCGUUGUCGACUAUGCAAAGAGCAUGCCGCAACAGAGACGAUUCGUCCACAACAACCAACCCUCGGCCAGCAGUUCACAAGUGCCCUCGUCAGCCUCCACACCCACCCCCGGCGGCGGCGAUCCCCGACGAAAGCGACACGAUGCGGACAUCGUAUACUCGCAGCCGGCCAACACCGGCACGGGCAAGGAUAUCAUGACGCAGGUGAUUUUCGCGAUCGAGCACAUGAAAAACAAGGGCGUGCCGCUCAAGUUCGCCGACAUCGUCUCGUACCUGUCGCUGCAACACCGCGCCCAUGAUCAGGGCUACGUGCAGGCUCUACGCAGCAUCCUGCAGAGGCACGAGAAGGUGCAAUUCGACCCGAGCGGCGCGAACGGGGAAGGCACGUUCGCGUUCCGACCGCCGCACAACAUUCGCUCGGCGGAGCAGUUGCUGCAGAAACUGCAGGCUCAGACGACCGGGGCGGGGAUGAGUGUUCGGGAACUGCGCGAGGGGUGGCCCGCCGUGGAGGACACGAUCAAUAAGCUGGAGAAGGAAGGGAAGCUGCUGGUGACGCGGAACAAGAAGGACGACCAUGCCAAGAUGGUCUGGGCCAAUGAUCCGUCGCUGAUCCAGCAUUUCGACGACGAGUUCAAGUUGAUCUGGGAGAAGAUUCGGAUUCCCGAUCAGCAGACCGUUAAGGAGGAGUUAGAGAAGGCCGGGAUCACUCCCACCAACAAAAAUAAGGUCGUCAAGGCGCGGCCAAAUUUUGAAAACAAGAAGGUUAAGAAGCCGCGCCGCAGUGGUAAGACAACUAACACUCAUAUGAUGGGCAUUUUGAGGGAUUAUUCCCAUCUCAAGCGAUGA
Aspergillus affinis is the source of this 885-nucleotide messenger RNA. Its product is annotated as transcription factor TFIIE subunit TFA2. The record is from RefSeq and is a predicted model, not a curated record. NCBI's taxonomy places the organism in Eukaryota, Fungi, Ascomycota, Eurotiomycetes, Eurotiales, Aspergillaceae. Gene Ontology annotation, biological process: transcription initiation at RNA polymerase II promoter. The transcript has a single exon. The coding region runs from base 1 to 885 and encodes 294 amino acids. Gene Ontology annotation, cellular component: transcription factor TFIIE complex.